GUGCGGAUGGCUCUGCGCUGCCUGUGCCAUUCGGGCAGAGCAGCGCUGACGCGGUGGCCGCUGCCGGGCGCGGGACGCCCUGGCACCAGUAGCCGCUCCGCGCACAGGAGUGGGAGCCACCGCCGCUCUUCGGGGGGAGAACCCCAAGGGAACCAGGCAACUUCUCCCUCCUUUGGAUUUCUCUUUGAUAUUGAUGGAGUGCUUUUACGAGGUCGGUUAGUCAUUCCUGCUGCCAAGAAGGCCUUCCAGAAGUUGACAGAUUCAAAGGGCCAGUUCCGUGUGCCGGUUGCAUUCGUAACCAAUGCUGGAAACUGCUCUCGGGACAGCAAGGCUGAAGAAUUGUCGGAAGCACUUGGAUUUAAGGUGUCUCCUGAAUGGGUGAUCCUCUCUCACAGCCCACUACGUCUUUUCCAUCAAUUCCAUAAGAAGUGUGUGCUUGUGUGUGGCCAAGGUCCUGUGGAGGAGAAUGCCAGAGACCUGGGGUUCCAACAUGUUGUUACCAUUGAAAACGUGAGGAAGGCAUUUCCUUUACUGGAUAUGGUUGAUCAAAGCCGGAGGCCAAAAGAGCUGCCUCCUCCAACAAUUGAUUUCCCCACUAUAGAAGGAAUACUUCUGCUGGGUGAGCCUAUCCGUUGGGAGACCUCUUUGCAGCUGAUCACAGAUGUGCUUCUGAGCAAUGGGAAUCCAGGAACAGAGCUGGCUACUGUGCCAUACCCACAUCUACCUAUCCUAGCCUGCAACAUGGACCUUUUGUGGAUGGCAGAAGCCAAAAUGCCAAGAUUUGGCCAUGGCACCUUUCUUGUAUGUUUAGAGAACAUCUACAAGAAAAUGACUGGCAAGGAGCUGAAGUACGAGGCCCUGAUCGGCAAGCCCAGCACAGUCACCUACCGCUAUGCCGAACACGUGAUCAAGCAGCAGAUGCAGAGCUGCGGCUGGAGAGCCCCUCUGCAUCACUUGUACGCUGUUGGGGACAACCCCAUGGCUGACAUUUACGGUGCAAACCUCUACAACCGAUACCUCCAGGCUCAGGCUGAAGUCAGCGUAACUGCUAUGGCAGCGGAAAGUGAGGAACGUCUUGAAGCACAGAGAGAGCACAGUGUCCCAGUCAGUUCUGCAAAGAGUUGCCAGUCUAUACUGGUCUGUACUGGGGUCUACAAUCCCUAUGGAGAUGUGCCUACGGGCCGCAAUGAGAAUAUACUGGAGACUGUGUUCCAUGGGCAUCGAGACUUCCAUUUUGAUCCAAGCUUGGUGGAGGCCUCUCACAUUGUUCAUGAUGUGAAUGAUGCUGUGGAACUUGUACUUCAGAAGGAGAACUGGACAAGAGAAUGAGCUCUCUCUUCUCACCGGCACGUAAUCUGGAGGCACAGGGACAGAGGCAGAUCUGUGCUCUUUCUUGUUUAAUCCAAGCCAAAGUAAAGGAAAAUCUUCCAGUUGUUUUUCUUUUUUCAAAGGAUUUCAUAAAAAUUCCUGUAAUCUUUGUCAGCAGGGUGCCUGGUAGGGCUGCAACCCUCUUAGGCUGAAAUCCUAGCAAGUGACCAGUUUGCAGUUCCAUUCUUUAGCUGGUAUAUGUGUUCUUGGCUGGAGAGGAGACGGUGCUCCCUCAGGUCUGCUAUACUAGCAGCUAUCACAGCAUCACGAGGGAGGCUGCUUUGGGGGUUUUACUUCUUCCAGAUGUGCCUGAACUCUACAGAUACUAAAAUGGUCCCAUCAGGUGAGUUGUGUACAUGGUCCAGAACCUCUUCCUCAGGUAGCAUGGCUGCUUUAUUCCCUGUCAGUCAAAAACAUAAUCUUUGCUUGCCAUGAGCAGUAUUACCCCUUCCACAGUACCAUGGCAGGCAUGUCUUGGGAAUACAGGGUUCCAACUGUAGGGUAUGCCCCAUGAUCCAAGCCAAAAUUUGGUUCAGUGUCCAGAGGUGUGUUAUUUGGGAAGAAACCAGAAACCACCUGCAGAGGAAUUUUUAACAGUUCCAGUUUUAAAGAAAAUUGGGCAAGAGUGAAAGAAAUAUAUUACCAAAUUGUAGAAUGGCUUUAACUGCCAUGAAUUAUUCAAGGCAAGGCUAGAAUUUGGGAAUACUUACUAUUCUGCUUCUUCUCCUCCAAAUGGAAUGUUCAAACAAACAAAUAUCUUCAAACAAAUAUUCUCCUGAAGUAUUUUCAGAUAGUAUUUUAGCACCUGUUUGGUUUCAUGGUUGGGUACAUACUGUAUUCAUUGUACCUAUGUCUGAUUUGUCAUGGAUAGGCUCCCCUUAGAAAUCAUUGAUCCAGUUUAGCUUUCUCCAGGCCAAUGUGUUGGACUAACUCCCAGCAUACCCUAGCCAGCUGGCCUAGAGACUGUGGCACUGCCUUUGCACACAAUUUUGCUUGUGAAGAAGCUUCUCUUUGUAUGGAGCAACUCAGUCUAGAAGCUGGACAAUGUAUGUCUCUAGUUCCCUUUAAUACAAAUGUUCCAGGUCACUUUUACCCUUUCUGGAAACUUCCAUCAGAGGCCACAGGAUUGCGCUGCCAAGGCAGCAGAAACAAUGUUCAAUUUCUUGUAGCUUUUAAUUGAUGAUACUGAAAUGUUGUUCAUGGAAAGUAAGACAUUUGUGUCCUUCUAUUGAAUAAGGACAGGUUUUAAAUUAACAAUUUUUGUUGGAUAUGGCUCUGUAACACAAGCAAUAUCCACAGUUUCUUACAUCCAUGUAAUUUAUUAAAUAUCACUCAUUUUAAGAAGGGGACUCAGUUGCAGGUAUAGGUUUGAACUUUGAUUCCUUCUUCCUCAUGCCCUUUAUUUGUUUUUGAAAAUCUCUUAGCCAAAUCCUUUCUUGUCAAAAUGUAGUACAGUCUAUAAAUUUAGUUCUUUCCAUC
Varanus komodoensis (Komodo dragon) is the source of this 2847-nucleotide messenger RNA. RefSeq names its product haloacid dehalogenase like hydrolase domain containing 5 (gene HDHD5). The record is from RefSeq and is a predicted model, not a curated record. The coding region runs from base 7 to 1329 and encodes 440 amino acids. NCBI's taxonomy places the organism in Eukaryota, Metazoa, Chordata, Lepidosauria, Squamata, Varanidae. Gene Ontology annotation, biological process: glycerophospholipid biosynthetic process. Gene Ontology annotation, cellular component: mitochondrion. The transcript is spliced from 8 exons.